AUGCAAAGAAAAAAUCUAGAACCAAAAGAAGAAUGGAUGACAUGUCCUAAAAUUGAAAUAGAAUUCCCAGGACUAGCAUAUCUUUGUGAUUUAAAUAAACUGAUCGUGGCCAAAAGAUCUGAUGCUUUACAUGAUCUAUUUGGCGACAUACAUGGAGGUUACACAAUUUACAAUGGAGAAGGACAAAAGGUGUUUCUAGCUGUAGAAAAAAAGGUACAAAAGAAAAUUGAAAUAAAAAUAUACAAUUUUUACGGCAACGAAGUAAUAAAUUUGGAAAAGCCCCGCGAAUAUUGCAUUAACCGGUUUCUUAUAUGUGCCCCACCUGGCCACUUUAUUGGGAGCGUGCGAAAAAUUAAAUGUUUGAGGAAAUUUUAUAUUAAAAACGGACGAGAAGAAAUAAUCCUGACAAUGAAACCAAGAGGUAUAUUUUGUAUAUAUGACAUAUUCCGUGAGGAUGAAAAGAUUGGAAACGUCAUUAAAAAGAAAGGCGCAAGACACGCUGAAAAUAAUGACAUCAAUAUUGUAUUUCCCAUGGAAAUGAGCGUUGAACAUAAAUCAAUUUUGUUGGGUGCCUGUUUUCUUACUCGUUAUUAA
Zerene cesonia (dogface butterfly) is the source of this 594-nucleotide messenger RNA. Its product is annotated as phospholipid scramblase 2-like. The record is from RefSeq and is a predicted model, not a curated record. Bases 1 to 594 code for a protein of 197 amino acids. Gene Ontology annotation, molecular function: phospholipid scramblase activity. NCBI's taxonomy places the organism in Eukaryota, Metazoa, Arthropoda, Insecta, Lepidoptera, Pieridae. The transcript has a single exon. Gene Ontology annotation, biological process: plasma membrane phospholipid scrambling. Gene Ontology annotation, cellular component: plasma membrane.